Molecule: messenger RNA, 402 nt
Organism: Plasmodium relictum
Lineage: Eukaryota; Apicomplexa; Aconoidasida; Haemosporida; Plasmodiidae
Product: fam-j protein
Exons: 1
Coding region: 1-402 (133 amino acids)
Source: RefSeq, a predicted model, not a curated record
AUGAAAAUACGUAAAUCAUUAUUAAGUAUGAAUUCAUCGAGUACAAGGAAAUAUAUUUCACAUAAAACAAGAAAAAUUUUAAGUAAAGAGCACCAAUUAAAUUUACUUUCUCAAAUAGAAAAAGAAAAAUGUAAAAUAGAAAAAAUUAAGCUUAAUAUAAGAAAUUUAUAUUUAUUUGUUACUACAAAAGAUGAUAUAAGAGGCAUUCAAGUAUCAAAUUCUUUAAUAAAUAAAAUAAAGGGAAUUAUAUCAACUUUAUGUUUUAUUUGUAAUGCAACAAGUAAAGAUAAAGAUAGAACUAAUCUUAAUAAGAAAAAAAAGGAUAAUACGGAAAAUGUUUUGCUUGCACUAUAUUAUGCCAACCAAAGGCUUUUCAAAGUUACUGAAAAUGAAAUACAAUAA